AUGUCAAAUUUAUCCAAACUUGAGUUUGUGACAUUAGAUAUUUCUGCAAAGAAUUAUCUUUCAUGGGUACUCGAUGUUGUGAUUCACUUAGCUGCUAAAGGUCUUGAUGCCAUCAUUACUCAGGGAAAUAAAACAUCGAGCCAAGAUAAGGCGAAGUCUAUGAUUUUCCUUCGUCAUCAUUUUGAUGAGGGCCUGAAGAUUGAAUAUCUGACGAUAAAAGAUCCACUUGAAUUUUGGACUGAUUUAAAGGGGAUAUAUGACCACCUAAAGGCAACAGUGAUAACCUCCCAACUGAAAUUAUGUGGGGAGAUUAUAAAAGAUGAGGACAUGUUGGAAAAGACACUUACUACUUUCCAUGCCUCAAAUGUGAUAUUGCAGCAUCAAUAUCGUGAAAAGGGUUUUCAGAAAUACUCUGAACUGAUCUCAUGUCUCUUGGUGGCUGAGCAACAUAAUGCUCAUUUAAUGAAAAAUCAUGAAGCUCGUCCUACUAGAACUGCUCCACUACCGGAAGCAAAUGUAGUUGAAGCACGUGAUCAAUCUGAAGUAAAAAGAGAUGAUCAUCAGGGCUAUAAUAAUACACAGGGACGUGACAAAGAAAAGAGGUGA
This is a messenger RNA of Solanum pennellii, 606 nucleotides long. RefSeq lists its product as uncharacterized. Bases 1 to 606 code for a protein of 201 amino acids. The transcript is spliced from 2 exons. Lineage: Eukaryota; Viridiplantae; Streptophyta; Magnoliopsida; Solanales; Solanaceae. The record is from RefSeq and is a predicted model, not a curated record.